Molecule: messenger RNA, 378 nt
Organism: Radiomyces spectabilis
Lineage: Eukaryota; Fungi; Mucoromycota; Mucoromycetes; Mucorales; Radiomycetaceae
Product: HAD-like domain-containing protein
Exons: 3
Source: RefSeq, a predicted model, not a curated record
CAGCUGGUUUAUGCCACAUUUCUGGACGCAGGUGUUUCAAAAAAACAAUUGGAUAUGAAAUUCGACCAGCUUUUUCAAGCCAUUUAUACACGGUUUCGAACGGCCGAAGGGUAUGCGCUAUUCCCGGAUGUGGUGCCUACACUGAAUGAAUUGAAACGACGGGGAUUCCAGAUGGGUGUUAUAAGCAAUUCUGACGAUUGCCUGGUGGAUGUGAUUCAGAGUCUACGGCUGGACCAUUACUUUGAUUUUAUCCUUCCCAGUUGCAUGGCCGGAUUCGAAAAGCCCCAUGGACGCAUCUUUCAAAAGGCAUUGACGCUGGCGUCACCAGGAAUCACUCCAGAAGCUGCACUACACAUAGGCGACGAUCUACAAAAGUAA